Molecule: messenger RNA, 4153 nt
Organism: Leptonychotes weddellii (Weddell seal)
Lineage: Eukaryota; Metazoa; Chordata; Mammalia; Carnivora; Phocidae
Source: RefSeq, a predicted model, not a curated record
UGAAUGUUCUUGUAAUAAUUGUCAGUUGUUAAACUGAAUGUACUUUCUCUCUCACACUUUUCAUUUCCUUCAGAGGGCAGAGGUGGCUCAGAGAGAGGCGGAGACUUUGAGGGAGCAGCUCUCGUCGGCCAACCACUCUCUCCAGCUGGCCUCGCAGAUCCAGAAGGCGCCGGACGUGGAGCAGGCCAUAGAGGUGCUGACCCGCUCCAGCCUGGAAGUUGAGUUGGCCGCCAAAGAGCGGGAGAUCGCCCAGCUGGUGGAGGAUGUGCAGAGACUCCAGGCCAGCCUCACGAAGCUGCGUGAGAACUCGGCCAGCCAGAUCUCCCAGCUCGAGCAGCAGCUGAGUGCCAAGAACAGCACGCUCAAACAACUGGAAGAAAAACUCAAAGGACAGGCUGACUAUGAAGAAGUGAAGAAAGAACUAAACAUUCUGAAAUCCAUGGAGUUUGCACCGUCCGAGGGCUCUGGGACACAGGACGCGUCCAAGCCCCUGGAAGUGCUGCUGCUGGAGAAGAACCGCUCGCUACAGUCCGAGAAUGCCGCGCUGCGCAUCUCCAACAGCGACCUGAGCGGGUCAGCCAGGAGAAAAGGGAAAGACCAGCCUGAGAGUCGGCGUCCUGGACCUUUGCCGGCCUCCCCUCCUCCUCAGUUGUCCCGCAACACGGGGGAGCAGGCUUCCAAUACUAAUGGUACACACCAGUUCUCACCAGCGGGGUUAACGCAAGACUUUUUCAGCUCAUCCCUGGCAAGCCCCAGCCUACCCCUGGCUUCUACGGGAAAAUUUGCACUAAACUCUCUCCUCCAACGACAGCUAAUGCAGUCCUUCUACUCCAAGGCCAUGCAGGAAGCAGGAAGCACAAGCAUGAUUUUUUCAACAGGUCCAUACAGCACAAACUCCAUAUCUUCCCAAAGUCCAUUACAACAGAGCCCAGAUGUAAAUGGCAUGGCCCCGUCUCCCAGCCAGUCAGAAAGUGCUGGGAGCGUCUCCGAGGGCGAGGAGAUAGACACGGCAGAAAUCGCCCGGCAGGUGAAGGAACAGUUGAUCAAGCACAAUAUCGGACAGCGCAUUUUCGGACACUAUGUCUUGGGACUGUCUCAAGGGUCCGUGAGCGAGAUUCUGGCCCGGCCCAAGCCCUGGAAUAAACUGACCGUUCGCGGCAAGGAGCCCUUUCACAAGAUGAAGCAGUUCCUCUCAGACGAGCAGAACAUCUUGGCCCUUCGCAGCAUCCAAGGCAGACAAAGAGAGAAUCCAGGCCAGAGCCUGAACAGACUAUUUCAGGAAGUACCGAAACGAAGAAAUGGGUCCGAAGGUAACAUCACGACCCGGAUCCGAGCCUCCGAUACCGGAUCCGAUGAAGCAAUCAAGUCCAUCCUGGAACAAGCCAAAAGGGAGCUGCAGGUGCAGAAAACUGCAGAGCCCGCCCAGCCUUCGUCCACAGCCGGCAGCGGGAGCUCGGACGACGCCAUCCGCUCCAUCCUGCAGCAGGCCCGGCGCGAGAUGGAGGCCCAGCAGGCCGCCCUCGACCCCGCCUUAAAGCCUGCGCCGCUGUCCCAGGCCGACAUCGCCAUCCUGACCCCCAAGUUGAUACCCUCCUCGCCCAUGUCAUCCGUGUCCAGCUACCCUCCGCUCGCCCUGUCCUUGAAGAAGCCCCCCUCCGCCCCCGAUGCCGGUGCUUCCGCUCUGCCCAACCCCCCGGCCCUCAAAAAGGAGUCCCAGGACGCGCCCGGGCUGGACCUCCAGGGAGCGGCCGAGUCUGCGCAGGGGGUCCUGAGACACGUGAAGAGCGAGCUGGGCCGCAGCGGCGUGUGGAAGGACCACUGGUGGAGCACGGUGCAGCCGGAGAGGAAGAGCGCCGUGCCCCCCGAGGACACCAAGUCGGAAGAAGCCAGCGGCGCCAAGGAGAAAGGUGGUGGCAGCCAGCCGCGGGCCGAGCGCAGCCAGCUCCAGGGACCCUCGUCGUCGUCAGAGUACUGGAAGGAGUGGCCCAGCGCCGAGUCGCCGUACUCCCAGAGCUCGGAGCUGAGCCUGACUGGAGCCAGCCGCAGCGAGACCCCCCAGAACAGCCCCCUGCCCUCCUCCCCGAUCGUGCCCAUGUCCAAGCCCGCCAAGCCCUCGGUCCCUCCGCUGACCCCGGAACAGUACGAGAUCUACAUGUACCAGGAAGUGGACACCAUCGAGCUCACCCGGCAGGUGAAAGAGAAGCUGGCCAAGAACGGCAUCUGUCAAAGGAUCUUCGGGGAGAAGGUACUGGGCCUGUCCCAGGGCAGCGUCAGUGACAUGCUGUCCCGGCCAAAGCCUUGGAGCAAGCUGACCCAGAAAGGCCGCGAACCCUUCAUCCGGAUGCAGCUCUGGCUCAACGGCGAGCUGGGCCAGGGUGUCCUGCCUGUGCAGGGGCAGCAGGGGCCAGUUCUCCAUUCUGUGACGUCACUACAGGACCCCCUGCAGCAGGGCUGUGUGAGCUCAGAAAGCACUCCAAAGACCUCUGCCAGCUGCAGCCCUGCACCCGAGUCACCGAUGAGCUCUAGCGAAUCCGUCAAGAGUUUGACUGAGCUGGUCCAACAGCCCUGUCCCCCCAUUGAAACGAGUAAGGAUGGCAAACCACAAGAGCCCAGUGACCCACCUGCCUCAGACUCCCAGCCCACCACCCCUCUGCCUCUUUCCGGACACUCGGCCCUCAGCAUCCAAGAGCUGGUAGCCAUGUCUCCAGAGCUGGACACCUACGGCAUCACCAAGAGAGUCAAGGAGGUGCUGACGGACAACAAUCUCGGUCAGCGCUUAUUUGGGGAGACCAUCUUAGGGCUCACCCAAGGCUCCGUCUCCGAUCUCCUUGCUCGCCCAAAGCCCUGGCACAAGCUCAGUCUGAAGGGACGGGAGCCCUUUGUCCGGAUGCAGCUAUGGCUGAAUGACCCCAACAACGUGGAGAAGCUGAUGGACAUGAAACGUAUGGAAAAGAAAGCAUACAUGAAGCGGCGGCACAGCUCAGUCAGCGACAGCCAGCCCUGCGAGCCCCCCUCCGUUGGCAUUGACUACAGCCAGGGCGCCAGCCCCCAGCCCCAGCACCAGCUAAAGAAACCCCGAGUGGUGCUGGCUCCCGAAGAGAAGGAGGCUCUGAAACGAGCUUAUCAGCAAAAGCCAUACCCGUCACCAAAAACCAUCGAAGAACUCGCCACCCAGCUCAACUUGAAAACCAGCACCGUCAUCAACUGGUUCCACAAUUACAGGUCUCGGAUCCGCAGAGAACUGUUCAUUGAGGAGAUUCAGGCCGGGAGCCAGGGCCAGGCCGGGGCCAGCGACUCCCCGUCGGCCCGAAGCAGCCGGGCAGCGCCCAGCUCGGAGGGCGACAGCUGCGACGGCGUGGAGGCCGCCGAGGGGCGCUGCGCAGAGCUGCAGGUCCACAUCACCGAGGCCACGGCCACAGCAGCCGAGCAGAGGGAGUUGAUCGCGCGCUUGGAGCAGGACCUUAGUACCAUCCAGUCCAUCCAGCGGCCGGACGCCGAGGGCGCAGCUGAGCACGGCCUGGAGAAGGUCCCAGAGCCCAUCAAGGAGGCCACCGCCCUGUUCUAUGGACCCUCGGCACUGGCCAGUAGCACCCUCCCCGAGGGCCAGGUGGACUCUCUGCUCUCCAUCAUUUCCAGCCAGAGGGAGCGUUUCCGUGCCCGGAACCAGGAGCUGGAGGCUGAGAACCGUCUGGCCCAGCACACCAUCCAGGCCCUGCAGAGCGAGCUGGACAGCCUGCGUGCAGACAACAUCAAGCUCUUCGAGAAGAUCAAGUUCCUGCAGAGCUACCCGGGCCGUAGCGGAGGCAGUGACGACACGGAGCUGCGGUACUCCUCCCAGUACGAGGAGCGCCUGGACCCCUUCUCCUCCUUCAGCAAGCGGGAGCGGCAGCGGAAGUACCUGAGCCUGAGCCCUUGGGACAAGGCCACGCUCAGCAUGGGGCGACUGGUUCUCUCCAAUAAGAUGGCACGCACCAUUGGCUUCUUCUACACGCUAUUCCUGCACUGCUUGGUCUUCCUGGUGCUCUACAAGCUGGCGUGGAGCGAGAGCAUGGAGAGGGACUGUGCCACCUUUUGCGCUAAGAAGUUCGCCGAUCACCUGCACAAGUUCCAUGAGAAUGACAACGGGGCGGCAGCCGGUGACUUGUGGCAGUGA